Molecule: messenger RNA, 822 nt
Organism: Cylindrotheca closterium
Lineage: Eukaryota; Bacillariophyta; Bacillariophyceae; Bacillariales; Bacillariaceae
Source: the annotation of a GenBank genome assembly
AUGGCAGUCCAACAUAGCAUUGGUCCUUACAAGAAGAACCUUGAAGGCGUAUGUAUAACGAGUAAACUGAAGCAACUAUGGAGCGAUUGCUAUGAGAAUACUUCACUGACGGCAACAAGUACAACGGAAGGAAAUGCGUCAUCGUCAAUCCACGAACUGCAAUCAGAAAAGGAGAAAGCAAUGCGAUUGGUUCGCAAACACGGAAAUCCAAAGCAGACAAGAGUAAAAUAUGUUCCUUUUGAAAUACUGAGGGCUUUGGAACUGUUGGUGGAAGACGGCGACCAAUUGGAGAACGGACUACGAGGAAGCUCAUUGUAUUUUACACCUCCACCACAACCACAAGAAGAAACUGACGAGCAGAGAAGAUACAGGCUACGGAUUGAUCGUCUGAAAUUAAGGAGGGAAGAAACCAAGUACAGCAAACUCACAAGUAACUUGCAAUCGAAGAGGAACGAAGAUGACAUCACCGCAAAAUCAAUGACAUAUGCUGCUUCGGUGGGACUGAAUAUGAUCAUUGCUCCUUUAUCGUUCGGAUGUUUCAUGUAUUUCUUUGCUGGUGGAAUUUUUGAUUACCUGUGGGGAGAUAACGCCUCUUCAAGAACACCAGGGGGGACUGACAUUAAGCGUGUCAUUGUUGGUGUUGUCAGUGGAGUAAUCAUGCUCUUUAUCGAAAUGAUCCUAUUCGUGAUCCGAACACAUGAAUUCGAAGUACACCAGAGGCGAAAGCAAAAGAAAAAGGGGGGUGUACAACCGUUUGGUGUCUAUUCGAAGAAAAUAUCUGAUCCGGUUGCGCUGCAUGGAAGACCUUUGAAAGAGGACUAG